Messenger RNA from Fusarium keratoplasticum, 576 nucleotides. RefSeq lists its product as uncharacterized. Lineage: Eukaryota; Fungi; Ascomycota; Sordariomycetes; Hypocreales; Nectriaceae. The record is from RefSeq and is a predicted model, not a curated record. Bases 1 to 576 code for a protein of 191 amino acids. The transcript has 2 exons.
AUGCCCACUGCUCAGCUCAAUAUCGAAGAACUUCUCCGUCUGCGCGUGGAGGAAAUCUCCCGCUUCCUAGAUGCAGGGCCGGGACAAUAUGGGGAGGUUAAGGCUAGUCUUAUCGCUGCAAGUAUCAAUGGACUAUUCCGGGAAUUCUGGGAAAGGGAGUUUCAGAAUGAGGACAAGAUCCCAGAGUUCUUCCGGCGGCUGUGGAACCUGAUCAUCUCUAUGGCGUCCCGGAUACAACCCGAGGAUGAGCGCUUCCACAUGCUUGUGCGGUUGUUGAAACGACUCCAAAACCUGCGUUCUGGGUUGGUUCUGCCAUGGCUUGGUAUGGCGGCGGUGUGGAAGGAUAUGCCGCUGCUUGGGGAAUGCUUGCGCGAGGUCGCAGACUCUUCCUUUAUGACUACUACUUCUUCUUCUCCGGUUAAAUGGAUCUCUUUGCAGUCCUUAUUUGCCCGCCUCUACGGCAAGGGGAUCGCGGAGCGUACCGACCUUGCCAUCUGGGUGCUGCGUGAAGCGCUAGAAGAGUCGUUGCCGUACGGUUCGGCGCGCCAUGCGAUGCUGGAGGGGGCAUGCCAAUAG